Messenger RNA from Parnassius mnemosyne (clouded apollo), 1416 nucleotides. The record is from the annotation of a GenBank genome assembly. NCBI's taxonomy places the organism in Eukaryota, Metazoa, Arthropoda, Insecta, Lepidoptera, Papilionidae.
AUGCCAAAAAGAAGCGCACAGUCGAAACUCGAACACUAUGCUCGAAAAAUACGUAAAAUCAAGGAAAAAGAAAUUCAAAGACGAAGAAUAAGGCCUUUACAACUAUCAUCGUCAGAAGACGAAGGUACCGAAGAUCUUAACGUGACCGUGGGCAACAACAACGAACCCAUUGUGGAACCAAUAUCCGUGCUACAUGAUAUUUCGCACAAUGUGGAUCCGGUACCCGAUGAUAAUCAACGUGACGGCUAUAUGGAACCCUGUCCUCAAGAGGAAACCAAUAGUUCCGCAGAACCCGAGCUAGAUCCUGAUCUACUGUCAGCCCUCGGUGAAUCCACGUCGGACUCACCUGAUUAUGGAGAUGAUAUUCACGGUAAUUUAUCACAAUUGUGGCUUCCUUUGCUUAAGAAAGGAAUGCCUAUACCUAGUAAAGACAUCUUAAUUAAGGAUUACCCUAUACCAGACAAUUGUAGACUUUUGCAAGCGCCGAAAUUGAAUGCAGAAAUCUCGGCGGCAGUACCAGACAUGGUUCGCAACCGGGCCAAGACACUUACAGCAUCUCAACAGCAGCUCGGUACGGGCAUCACCGCCAUCAACAGAGGCAUGGACCUGCUGCUGAAGAGUGAUAACAAGGUUUUAGCCAUGAAACACUUGAGCAAUGGUUGCCGCCUACUUUGUGAUUCACACUACUUGACAACGCAGGCACGAGUAAAAUUAAUCACUCCUAGCUUGGACAAGGCCUUCUUAAAUAUUGUUAAAGAGUCCGAACGGGACGAGUCACUAUUUGGUUCGUCCUUGUCUGAGAAAAUUAAAGCCGCCAAAGCCAUUGAGAAGCAAGGCCUUUCCAUUAAAAAGCCUGCAAAAACUGCAAAGCCACCUCAACAGCCCAGCGCCCGUCCGUCCUACCAGGGAAACUGGAGCCAGCCCCCUCGGUAUCCGGCGAACAGGGGGGGGGCGGAGUUCAUACAGGAGGCCGACGACGGCAGCGAGUCGCCGCCCCUACACUUCACCAGCGCAGCCGCCACAGCGUGCCGCGGCGCACGACAAACCUCGGGCGCCCGCGCAGUCUCACCGUUGACGCAGGUACAUGCGGGUAGACUUACCCACUUUUAUGAGCGAUGGUGUAAAAUAACAAACAAUAAUGUAAUUCUUGAUUGGUUGAAAAACGGCUAUCCCAUACCUUUUCACACGCAUGUGAGUCAAUCAAUAAUACCUAAAAAUAAUCUAUCAUAUACUGAAAAAUCAGAUAUGAUAAAAGCCAUUAGUAAACUAAAGUCAUUAGGUGCUAUCUCAGAGUGUAAUACGACUAAAGACCAAUUUAUAUCUAAAAUAUUCCUCACGAGGAAGCCUAACGGCGAUAACCGCUUUAUAUUAAAUUUGAAGUCAUUAAAUAGAUUAAUAAAAAAACCAACAUUUUAA